Messenger RNA from Colossoma macropomum (tambaqui), 953 nucleotides. RefSeq names its product mitochondrial pyruvate carrier 2b (gene mpc2b). Gene Ontology annotation, molecular function: pyruvate transmembrane transporter activity. NCBI's taxonomy places the organism in Eukaryota, Metazoa, Chordata, Actinopteri, Characiformes, Serrasalmidae. The coding region runs from base 252 to 635 and encodes 127 amino acids. The transcript has 5 exons. Gene Ontology annotation, cellular component: mitochondrial inner membrane. Gene Ontology annotation, biological process: pyruvate import into mitochondria. The record is from RefSeq and is a predicted model, not a curated record.
GAAUCGAAUAUCGCGCCCGUGGUCCUCCUCCUUUCGGCCCUACCGGCCAACUAACAACCGGUUUUAACAACACUGCUAGGAAGGUCGAAGGUAGGACGGGACAGUGGGCGUUGUUGGGGAUCGUUUUAUGAACGUUUUGGUUUUGUAGAGAGGUACUCGCCUCGAAGAGCCAUCUCGGGGGAGUAACUGGAGCUGUUUUUAGCCGUCCUCGCCACAUUGUUGUUCGUUGCCGUUCACUGAGCCUAGCUGCCAUGGCUUUGGUAGGACUGAGAGCCUCGUACCACAGGGUGCUCGGCAGGAUCGAGCAUAUGCUGCCGGCCAAACUGAGACCUAUUUACAACCACCCAGCAGGUCCCAAGACUGUUUUCUUCUGGGCACCAAUGUUUAAAUGGGGUCUAGUGCUGGCUGGCCUAGCAGACCUGACCAGACCGGCAGAGAAACUUAGCACGUCCCAGUCUGCAGUACUGACUGCCACAGGUCUUAUUUGGUCCAGGUAUUCUCUGGUUAUCAUACCUAAAAACUGGAACCUCUUUGCUGUCAACUUCUUCGUUGGAGGUGCAGGUGGUUCUCAGCUUUACCGAAUAUGGAAGCACAACCAAGAACAGAAAGCAAAGGAGAAGGCUGCAGAGGCUUGAUACCAUUAACACAUCACUACCAUCCACUGGACUGAGAGGGAGUCCCCAACAAGCUUAAUGCCCAGAAAAAUACCCCUCCUUACUAUUUUAGAAUUCAGUCCACUCCACUGUUUCAUUUUAUGCUCUCAUCAAGAUAAUUGUCAUCUACGCACAACAUUUUACAUACACUGUUAAUAUGAUUGUGUAAUUUUCUGUAACAUAUUCUGUAAAGAGCUUUUCCUGGUGCUGAUUUACCAACAGACUACUCACUAUAGACUCCUCAGCUGAUGUAAUAUUGUUCAAGGAAUCUUUCCAAAUAAAUGUAUUUCUUAGGAAAUA